Molecule: messenger RNA, 1518 nt
Organism: Lasiodiplodia theobromae
Lineage: Eukaryota; Fungi; Ascomycota; Dothideomycetes; Botryosphaeriales; Botryosphaeriaceae
Product: Homogentisatedioxygenase
Exons: 3
Coding region: 1-1518 (505 amino acids)
Biological process (GO): L-phenylalanine catabolic process
Cellular component (GO): cytoplasm
Molecular function (GO): homogentisate 1,2-dioxygenase activity
Source: RefSeq, a predicted model, not a curated record
AUGCCGUCCGCCAGCAGCGCCGGCCGAGAUGCCGAACGUCUGUCUGCGCCUGCAUCCCCAGUCUCCUACGACGAUCCGAACAAGCCCUCGGCCGCCGAGCUCCAGCAGAAGCGUAUCUGGUCCCGCCUGCUUAAAAGAAUCCGUCCGUCCAAGGAGGAGAAGACACAGCUUCCCCCAAGUCUUGUUCCGCUCACUGAGCGCAAUCUAACCGAGCUCUACAACCCUGACUACUGUGACGAGCACGAUGCCUUCCACGAAAAGCCGCCGUACGGUCUCUACGCAGAGAAGCUGUCGGGCACUGCCUUCACUGCGCCCCGCCACGAGAACCAGCAGUCAUGGCUGUACCGCAUCCUGCCCGCCUCGGCUCACGCCAACUUCGAGCCGCGUGAACAUUCGACAUUCAACACCAACCCAGAGAACAAACCCUUUGAGAAAAUCCACCAGAUUCCCAACCAGCUCCGUUGGGACCCCUUUGAUUUGGAUGAGACGGUCGACUGGGUGCACUCGCUGCACCUGGUCGCCGGCGCCGGCACCCCGGUCAUGAAGUCCGGCAUCGGCAUCUACAUCUAUGCUGCCGGAAAGGACAUGGACCCGCACCACGCCUUCUACUCAGCCGACGGCGACUUCCUCAUUGUGCCGCAGCACGGCACCCUCGAUAUUCAGACCGAGUUGGGCAAGAUCCUGGUGCGCCCGAACGAGAUUUGCGUGAUCCCUCGCGGCGUGCGCUACCGCGUGACGCUCCCAGAUGGCCCCGUGCGCGGCUACAUCCUCGAGCUAUACCAAGGACACUUCGAGCUGCCCGGCCUAGGCCCUAUUGGGAGCAACUGCCUGGCCAAUGCUCGCGACUUCCAGGCGCCCGUAGCAUACUUUGACGAAGACACAAACUCCGAGUGGACGCUGCUGGCAAAGUUUGCCGGCCAUCUCUUCGCCGCCAAACAGAACCACACUCCGUUUGACAUCGUAGCCUGGCACGGCCAGUACUACCCCUACAAGUACGACCUUGGUCGCUUCAACACUAUUGGCAGUGUCUCAUUCGACCACCCCGACCCCUCCAUCUACACUGUUCUCACCGCCCAGUCCGACCACCCGGGCACCGCCAUUGCUGACUUUGUCAUUUUCCCACCGCGUUGGCUGGUGGGUGAAGACACCUUCCGUCCGCCGUGGUACCACCGCAACACCAUGUCUGAGUUCAUGGGCCUUAUACACGGCCAGUAUGACGCCAAGACAGGAGGUGGUUUCCAACCUGCUGGCGCAUCGCUGCACAACGUCAUGUCAGCUCACGGCCCUGAUGCCAGCACGCAUGAGAAGGCGUCGAAUGCCGAGCUGAAGCCGGCCAAGGUUGGCGAGGGCAGCAUGGCCUUCAUGUUCGAAAGUUGCCUGAUGGUAGGCGUUACCGACUGGGGCCUCAAGAAGUGCCAGAAGGUGCAAGAGGACUACAAUGCCGAAAGCUGGGAGCCUCUGAAGCCGCACUUCAAGCGCCCCACUCCCGCGGACAUCAAAAAUGCCGCACGUGGCUAG